Chlamydomonas reinhardtii is the source of this 6095-nucleotide messenger RNA. RefSeq lists its product as uncharacterized. Gene Ontology annotation, biological process: phosphate ion transmembrane transport. The transcript has 19 exons. Lineage: Eukaryota; Viridiplantae; Chlorophyta; Chlorophyceae; Chlamydomonadales; Chlamydomonadaceae. Bases 232 to 5232 code for a protein of 1666 amino acids. Gene Ontology annotation, molecular function: phosphate transmembrane transporter activity. Gene Ontology annotation, cellular component: membrane. The record is from RefSeq and is a predicted model, not a curated record.
ACGUUCAUACAUCGCAAAAGCCGCACAGCGAAGGGCCUCUGUUCGCGCCUCCGGUUGACCUUUCUCUUUAGCGCGUUAAUACCGAUGUGACUCGAUGGAGUUACUGUGGCUGUAAUAAAUGGCAACCACCAAAGUAAAGAGAUAGAGUGCCGCGUGCGCCAGCGUCAUAGCGCGAGUUGCAACUCAGCUCGAGUCCUUGCUUUCUGAGCGCGCUUUCAUACGUGGAGACAAAUGUACUGGUAUGACUAUGCGUGGAUUCUAGUCGUCGGCUGCCUGGCUGCUUUCUUUACGGCCUUUGGAAUUGGCGCCAACGAUGUCGCCAACGCGUUUGGCAGUAGCGUGGCCGCGCGCACGCUCACGCUGCGGCAGGCCCUCCUCAUUGCCUCAGUAUGCGAGUUCAGCGGCAGUGUGUUGCUGGGCCGGGAGGUGACCCGCACGGUGGCGGGCGGCAUCGCGCGGCUAACCGCCUUCGACCGCGCGCCGGAGCUGUACAUGUUCGGCAUGCUGUGUGCUCUGACUGCCUCGGGCGUGUGGCUGCUACUGGCCACCUACCUCAGUCUGCCCGUGUCAACCACACACUCGACCAUUGGUGCCGUGAUGGGCUUCGCACUGGUGUACGGCGGCCCCGGCGCCGUGGUGUGGCUGGACGAGCAGUCGUCCUUCCCCUACAUGGGCGGCCUGGUGCCCAUCAUCCUGGCCUGGUUCACCAGCCCGCUGCUGAGCGGCCUGGCCACGGUGUGCAUGUUCUCCAGCGUGCGGACAGGCAUCCUGAGGCGCGAGAACAGCCUGAUGAUGGCGUUCUGGUCUCUGCCGCUGCUGGUGUUGGGUACGGUGUUCAUCAACGCCUUCCUGGUGCUCUACAACGGCGCCAACGAGUCCCGGCUGCACUGGCCCGCCUCCCGGGCGGCCUGGGUGUCUGCCUGCAUCGCCGGCGGCGCCUGCCUGCUGACGGUGCUGGUGGCCAUGCCGCUGGUGCGCCGCCGCGUGCUGCUGCGCCAGGCGCUGGUGAGGGACCUGGCGCUGAGGCGGCGGCAGCAGCUGGCAUACUACGUCACUCGCGGGAGCAAUGCCGGCAAGGACACGCCGGCGCCCACGCCCGCGCCCGGACGCAGCCUGGGCCCGUACGGCAGCGACAGCGGCCCCGUGCCCAGCGCCCAGCACGCCGGCAGAUCCAGAUCCAGCACGGCCGGCGCCCUGGGAGGAACACGAGGGGCCACAGGCGGCGGCGGCGGCCACGGUAGUGGGUUGGUGGAUGGCGGCGCCGACUCGCCGGCACAAGGGUUUGCGAGGCACGCCGACCUGGGGCCGACGGCGGCUGCGAUGGGAAUGGGGGCCGCAGGCGCGGCGUUCCCGCUGGCUGCGGGCAUGGACCCAGGCUUGCUGCUGCCAGUGCCGGCGCCGUCGGGCCACCAGCAACAUUCAAGCCAGCCUCCCUCUGGAGGAGGUGCAGGAGGAGGUUUGGGAGGAGGCGUGCCGCCGCCGAUGGAGCGGCAGACGUCGGGCGGCCUGCGGCGCAGUGACACGUCCUCAGCCUAUGCUGCGGCGCCCCCGCCCCCGCAGCAGCAGCAGGCGGCAGGCGCUGGCGCGGCAGGCGAUGCCGGCAUGCAGGCCGGUACCGGCGACGGCCCGGCAAUGAUGUCUCCGCUGCUGUCGCCCUACCACCCCCAGCACCAACAAGCCCCGCCAAUGCUGCCAGCGGCCACCGCCGCAGCCGCAGCCGGCAGUCGAUACGACUCCACGAGAUCGCUGCUGCCGGUGCGCGGUGGUGACGGCGUGGCGGCGGCGGCAGCGGGGCCGGGAACCGGCGGCGGCGGCGGCAGCGCUGCCUCGGAGCGGCUGGGACCGCAGGCGCUGCACCUGCCGCAGCAGCAGUCGCAGCCGUACGCACGGCUGACGCCCGACCUGGUGCGGGUGACCUCCACAGGCCGGACCUCCUCCACCGUCACCACCGCCACCACCACCCACAGCGGCGGCAUCACGCCGCCCCAGUUCCAGCAGCCGUCGCAGCUGUCCUCGGCCCAGCACUCGUCCGCACACACGAAGCUCACGGCGGGGGGCAGCGGCGGGCCGCUCGGGCCUCAGGGGCAGCUGUCGCUGCAGCUGCAGGGCAGCACGCACGGUAGCAGCGGCCGCGACAACGGCGGCGACACCAGCAGCGCCGCCUCUGGCGGCGCCGCGGCCGGGGCCAUCGGUGGCGGCGGUGGCGGCGGCUGCGGCGGCUCGGUUGAGAUGGUGGCACAGCCUGCUGGCGCUGCUGCUGCUGGCGCUGCUGGCGUAGGGGGAGAGGGUCAGCAGCAGGUACAGGCGGCGGCGGCGGCGGCUGAGGCGGGCCGCGCUGUGCCGAUUGCGGCAGACGAGGGCGCUGCUGGUGCAGGGGCUGGUGCGGGCACAGCUGGUGUGGCGGUUACCGCCGCGACUGGCGCCAUCGGGGCAGAGGCGCAGGCGGGGCAGCUGCAGCAGCAGGCGCAACAGGCGUGGGCCGGCCCGCAGCAGCAGCAGCAGCAGCAGCAGCAGCAGCAGCAGCAGUGGCCCCAGCAAGCCCAAUGGAGCCAGCCACAGCAGCAGCACCAGGCGUGGGGCAACCAGCAGCAGCAGUGGAGUGCCCAACAACAGCAGGCUUGGGGUGGGCAGCAGGAGCAGCAACCGCAGCAGCAGUGGAAUAACCAGCAGCAGUGGCGGGGCCAGCAGCAGGCGUGGGGCAACCAGCCACAGCAGCAGCAGGCGUGGGGCAACCACCCACAGCAGCAGCAGCAGCAGCAGCAGCAGCCACAACAGUGGAGUCAGCAGCAGCAGUGGAACCAGCAGCAGCAGUGGGGCCAGCAACAAUGGAACCAGCAGCAAAACCAAUGGGCGGCCGGACAACCACAGCAGCAGAUGCAGCAGCAACGCUGGAUGCAGAGCCAGCAACCCCAGCUGCAGCAGCAACAGCGCAAUUACGCGGCGACACAGCAGGCGCAGGCACAACCGCAGCAGCAGUGGGGCGGCCAGAACCCGUACUGGCAGCAGCAGCAACAGCCGCCGUUGCAGCAACAGCAAUACGGCCAGCAGGGUAACCACUUGAGCCGAGCCGCAUACCAGGCGCAACCGCAGCAGCCACAGCAGCAGCGGGGCUGGGGUCCCGGCGCACCCGCGGGCGGCGGCGCCGUCGCGUUCCGGCCGCCGCAGGCAUCCGUGCAGCCACAGCAGCAGUGGGGCGGUGGCGGCAUGGGUGUCGGCGGCAUGCAUAUGCAGCGGCCGCAACCGCCACGCUUCGGAGGGGCUGGUGCUGGUGCCGGUGCAGGCGGUUUCUACAACCCGCAAGCCGGGUCGGCGGCGUACGGCGGUGGCGGCGGCGGCUUUGUGGCGCUGCCGGCGGGGCCGCAGCUGUCAGGCCGCUACGCCCACGGCGCCCCGGGCCCCAUUGCGGAGGCCACGGCGCGGCGGCGGAGCAUGGGCGACGGCGCGGGGCAGGAGGGGCCAGUAGAGGAGAUUCAGUGGGUAGAGGCUGAGGGCACGGAGGGCAGGGGCCGAGGAGUGGGGGCGCAGGAGGAGAUGGAGCCGCAGGCGGCGGCGGCGCACUCGCCGUUGCCGCCGCCGCCGCCGCCGCGGCCGCCCGGCCAGCAGCACAAGUCGCUGACGGCGGCAGUGCUGGGCGGUGCGGCGGUGGUGGCGGCGCGCGCGCUAGGCCGCCGGAGCGACCCGGCGGCGAUGGCGUCGUUCCAUUCCAUGCAAUACUCGAGACCCACAGCAGAGUCCUUUGAGCGGGAGACCGUCGUGGAUGCUGCGGCAGGGAGCGGCGAUGGCCACGGCGAGGGCUGGGGCGGCGGCCGCGGUGGCGGCGGUGCGGGCGGCGGUUGGGAUGACAGCCACCACGACCACCCUUUGUCGUCCGCGCCGCACCCGCACGUAUUUGAUGACGCAGAGUACGACCAGCGCUCUGACGACCACGUGCCGUUGGACCCGCUGCACGGCGGCAGCUCUGCCAAUGCCGGCGGCGGGGUCAUGCCCGCCCCGUCCAUGGGCCGCGGCAGCGGUAGCGCAGGCGGCGGCGGCGGCGGCAUGGGCUCACGCGCGUCACGGUCGUACGCGGCGGCGGCGGCGGCGGCGCAGUACGGCUUCCACAUGCCGUUCAGCCACCACAGCCACAGCGCGGCGCAGCACGGGGCGGGCACGGACGGCGGCGGAGGCGGCGGUGGCGUGGAGGCGGGUGACGGCUCGGGGCAGGGGCUGCCGCCGGGCGCGGCCGCGGGCACGCACUGGCAGAAGACCUUUGAUCAGCUCAAGGCUGUGGUGAUGCGCGGCGCCAACGACGACGCCUUCCACGCGGAGGUGCUGGAGCACGACCAGGUGGCGGCGGGCAUGCACGCGCGCGCCGAGGUGUUCGACCCCGCCACAGAGCACGCCUUCAAGUACCUGCAGGUGGUGACGGCUGUGUGCGACUCGUUCAGCCACGGCGCCAACGACGUGGCCAACAGUGUGGGACCGCUGGCGGCCAUCUGGUACAUCUACCGCUUCCACAGGAUCGACUACCAGGCCGACGUGCCCAUUUGGAUCCUGGCCCUUGGCGGCGCCGGCAUAGUGGUCGGACUGGCCUGCUACGGCUACAACAUCAUCCGCGCCAUCGGCUUGCGGCUGUCCGUGAUCACGCCCAGCCGCGGCUUCUGCAUCGAGCUGUCCACCGCACUGGUGGUGGUGGUGGCAAGCAAGUUCGGACUGCCCAUCUCAACCACGCACUGCCAGGUGGGCGCCACCGCCGCCAUUGGUCUGAUGGAGGGAAGCGCCGGCAUCAACUGGAAGCUGUCCCUCCAGUUCGUUCUGGGCUGGCUGGUCACCAUCCUGAUCACGGGGCUGUUGAGUGCGGCGCUGUUCGCGGCGGGCGCCUACUCGCCCAGCAUCACGCAGGAGAACGCCAUCAGCAAAUACGAGGACAUGAUCCGCAGCGUGGCGCAGGAGCUGGACCUGCUGCUCAACCGCACCAACACCGCCGCGCUGUCGGACCCGGCCACCUGGGGCAACUACAGCGAGGCCCUGGCCGCAGACAUCGCACAGGAGCUGGCCAGCAUGAAGGUCUGGAUGCAGGAGGGCAACAGCACCAACACGCGGCCUGUACAGCACAUGGAUCCCGACGAGCUGACGGAGUACCUCAGCGACACCGUACAGACGUACGUCAACAACAGCCUGCCGUACAUUGGCGGCAUGGCGGCCAAGGGCAUUGUACUGCCCCGCCCGCGGCGGCGGCGGUACGGGCGGUGAUGCUCUGAGGGUCUGUUCGUAUGGGUGACAUGACACGUUGCCGUACUGGCGUACUCGGUGUGGCGGCAUAUACUUGACGUGUACACGGCAUUGGGCUUGCAGUGAGUAGUAUCCAUGGUUUUCGGGUUGGUCUGCGCGUGCAAACGGGUACAGUCCUGAGACCUGCGAGGUGAAAUAGGCUACUGCUGCAUUAGCCCUCCAGGGGCUUAGAUGACAUAUUCCACCAACGGUGGGAAAGGCUAGCAGAUUGAGGAAUAUCAGUCGGGACCAUGUUGUAGCACGAAAGCAGACUACUGAUAAGCAUGUGUUGAUGAAGAUGCGUGGGCACAAGCCUACGUGCCUGCGCAACCUGCCGUCAAUUCGGGCGAAGCGCAGGGGUUAACGUUGAAUGCGGAGCGCAGGGGGUGAUUCUAAUAAAACGACGCCGCAAUGUGUAGCGUGGGCGCAGUCACACAAGUACGGGUAUGUGACGGAGGAGAAAGGUUUAUGCAAAAGGCGGUAGGGCUGAUAAGGUUUGUGCAUUUGGGGGGCGGGCUUGGGGGCGGGUGGGGCUGGACUCAGCAGCUCGUCGCAGCUAUAGCCAGGGGACGCAUGGUACCCCCCUUUGGUUGCACCUGUGGAUGCAUGCGCGCGCAGCAAUGCCGGUGUGGUGCGGAGGCGUUGUCGAGACAUGCAACUCUGGCAGCACAGCACGGCGGCAAUGAUCUUGCUUGGCAGCAUGCAUGGGGUUUGGCGGGUUUGCUUGCGGUGGUGGUGGCGGCGGUGCUGGGCUAGGAGCGGCCUUGAAUGCCUCGAUGCAUUGGCAAUGGCGUAAUCAGCAAUUGAUGCACGCCAAAACACACACAUAGAAUUGCUCUGGUCUA